Leptosia nina is the source of this 984-nucleotide messenger RNA. NCBI's taxonomy places the organism in Eukaryota, Metazoa, Arthropoda, Insecta, Lepidoptera, Pieridae. The record is from the annotation of a GenBank genome assembly.
AUGAAACGACAAAACGUUCGUACAUUAUCCCUUGUAGUUUGCACGUUCACGUAUUUACUUAUUGGGGCCGCGGUUUUUGACGCUUUAGAGUCCGAUACAGAAAGUAAAAGAUGGGAAGUUUUAUCUGAUAUGAAGAACGGCUUAGUUCGUAAAUACAACAUAACUCCCGAGGAUUAUCACAUGAUCGAGAUUGUUAUAAUAGAAAAUAAACCUCACAAAGCCGGGCCACAGUGGAAGUUUGCUGGAGCAUUCUAUUUUGCUACAGUCGUAUUAGCUAUGAUUGGUUAUGGACACUCAACACCUGUUACUGUUGGUGGAAAGGCCUUCUGUAUGGCGUAUGCUAUGGUCGGCAUUCCCCUUGGUCUUGUUAUGUUCCAAAGUAUUGGAGAGCGUUUGAAUAAGUUUGCAUCAGUGGUAAUACGGAGAGCUAAAUGCUACCUACGAUGUAAUACCACAGAGGCGACUGAGAUGAACCUUAUGUUUGCUACUGGAAUGUUAUCAUCUAUUAUAAUAACAACUGGCGCAGCAGUAUUCUCGCGGUAUGAAGGAUGGAGUUAUUUCGAUAGUUUCUAUUACUGUUUCGUAACACUAACUACAAUCGGUUUCGGAGAUUAUGUUGCUUUGCAGAAUGAUCAAGCCUUAACCAGCAAGCCAGGUUAUGUAGCGUUGAGUCUGGUCUUCAUACUCUUUGGCCUGGCUGUGGUCGCUGCUAGCAUUAACUUACUGGUCCUGCGUUUCAUGACUAUGCAAGCAGAAGAAGCCCGCGAGGAGGACAAAGACGGUUCCAAGACCGUUAUACCAAUUGAUGGGCAUAUCAUAGCCAGUCGACAAAGGUCGCAUGAGGACCAAGCUUCGGUAUGUUCAUGCAACUGCCUGGGGAAUAAGACGUACGAGAGUGGCGCGCUCCUUCCACCGACGGUGCCUCAUCACGAACUCCUGGAUCAUUCACUUUGCACCGAGCUGAUUGAACGGGCUUCGGUUUAA